Fimicolochytrium jonesii is the source of this 1164-nucleotide messenger RNA. RefSeq lists its product as uncharacterized. The record is from RefSeq and is a predicted model, not a curated record. NCBI's taxonomy places the organism in Eukaryota, Fungi, Chytridiomycota, Chytridiomycetes, Spizellomycetales, Powellomycetaceae. The transcript has a single exon. Bases 207 to 905 code for a protein of 232 amino acids.
GAAGUCAUCCCCGCCGCGUUCCCUUUCGCCACGUUUCUCGGUUGGGUUAUUGCACCACGUUCAAGUACACCAAGGACGAGCAGCAUUGCCGGUCUGGAAAACGCCGCUGUCCCCAACACCACUGCCAUUGGUGUUCGUGGGGUGUCAAUGUACCGCUGCACUUUAGCGUCUUAUACCCGUAGUAGGUUCUCAAGGCUGGCGCCAAGAUGGCGGACGACGAGGAGGCCACGCUCGGGUCCCACAUGCUAGACUUGUCGGAUAUUGGUGGGAAGGGUGACUCAGCGGGAAACGGGAGGGCCGGUCGCGGUGAAGCCGAAGAAACGCCGUUGAAGGUUGAAGAAGAUGGGAGGAGUGAUCUCGCCGACCUCUCAGCAGGGGCUGGUGCAAGAAGGAAGAAGGGCGGGAAAUCUGAAAGCGGCCAUAGCAGGGGUUCGGCGACCCCGGCCUCCAAACCGCCAUCACCUGCACCUUCGGCGCAGGCGGAUGCGGUUAGGGUCACUGCCAAUAUGGAAAAAGUGGUCAGUGCCGACCAAACACCAACAAGGACUUCCUACGAAGCUGCUCGACCCAAUCGAUCUCCGACAGGACGAGGAAACUUGAAAGUGGACUUGAGGCCGCCAUCUGUACCUACUCACAUUCCGACGCAGUCGGCUAGGACCGCCGGUGUGCGGAAUACGCCCAUCUCCCCACCUCGGAGGGCAUCAUACCAGGUCCGCACCCCUGCCGAAAACCGGUACCUCUCGCAUAAGCAUUAUGGCGCAUUCCAAAAGAUGGCGUCUGGACAGUCUCUCUUGGAUGGAAAGUCUUUCUGGAGGAGCAUUCUCAGCGGAGACCGGCUUCCGCAGCCGGCGAAUAGGUUAGAGUCCUGUCGUGCAGUGGGAGCGAAGCGUAAGGGUGUGCGAUGAUCUGACGUGCACCGGUUUCACGUCAGUCAGGAAGCAUUCGAUUUGGAGAUGUUGAACUUGCUGGUGGGCGAAGGCAUAUGUAUGUAAACACCCGCUUCCAAGCAACAUGCACCGUCACUUAUGCAGCAUUUAGCCAAGACGAACUCUGUGACUACCAACUUUAGCGUCUUACUCCUGCACCUGCUCAGUCAUAUGCGGCACAUGAGAGUGAUGGCCUAUGAAGGGUAAAUUCAUUCUUCAAAAGCAAGGCGUCCCGCUG